UCAAAGUGACAUUUAAUUUUUCACAAUCAUAAUUUUCAAGACUAUUUUUGUUUGAAUAAAAUCCUACGAGUAUUAAAAAGGCCAAGAGAAACUAAGAAAGAAGGGAAAUUUUUGGUGAAGCUUUCUAGGGUAGCUGCUUCCGAGGAUCGUGCAACGCCGCGUUUGACAAAAAAAGGAGCGCACAUCUCGUCACUCGUGUCAUUUCGCCUUUCUGUUCGCUUUUGAGAACGAGACUUCCAUUGAAAUUCUUUUGUGGCUCUCGUGGGGUGAUUUUUGUAAAACAGUAAAAAUAAAUUUUUGUAUGAGUCAAAAGGUAGAAAAACCAGUCCUAUCCGGUCAACGCAUCAAGACCAGAAAAAGAGAUGAAAAAGAGAGGUAUGAUCCAAUUGGCUUUAGGGACGCAAUAAUCUCUGGACUAGACAAAUGCGCUAACGAUUUUGAAGGGAUCUCACGUUAUUUGGACGGCGCCGGCAACAAACUAGACUAUAGACGCUAUGGAGAGUGUCUGUUUGAUAUACUCAUCGCUGGAGGAAUCCUUGUGCCGGGGGGUACAUUGUCCCAGGAAGGCGAUGGCCCGCAUCAGACGGACGCCUGUAUUUUUAACGCCUCGGACGAUAUCAAUAUGGAGGAAAUGAAGAACUGGGAACAGGUCUUCAUUAAGCUAAUGCGACGCUACAAGUAUCUCGAGAAAAUUUUUCAAGAUGAAAUAAAGAAGAUUUUAAUGUUUGUAAAGUAUUUCAAGGAGACUGACCGUAAGAAGUUGUCUGCGAUGUUGGCACUGUGGAUCUCGAAUGGAAGUGUGCCUUGUAGCACCGUGCUCGUUCUCAAUAAUUCUCAUCUCGUCAAAGACCAUCUCGCAUUGGACUUCCUCAUUGACAUAUUCAAAUACUGGCGAACUGAAAGGGGCUCAAACUCGCUGAUGUCGGCUAUUAGAAAGGCCAACUUAGAGCAGCAUUUUGCCUCAUUUAUACCUGACACCAAACAGUCUCAGGUAUAUUUCAGAAAUGCCUUUCAAGACAAUGGCCUGGAAGAAAUCCUUAAAUUGUAUGAGGAUCAGCAUCAACAGGCUGCUAAAAAGGAAUUACAGACUAUCUUGGCCGACGCCCUGGCCGAAAAUAAGCCCCAACGCGAUAUAAUUUCAGAAUUAAAAGAAAUUACUUUAAGGGACAAUAUACAGGAACAUGAAACAGUCUGCAUCAUUUGGACUACUGUUAUGGAUAUUCCUGAGUGGUCUAAAAAGGAGGAGCUGGUCACAGAUCAAGCCGUCCGCCACCUAAAACAGUAUACCGUCCUGUUCUCGGCGUUUUCGCAGGGUGCGCGUGCCGAAAUCUCCCUCGUAUUAAAAGUACAAGAGUACUGCUACUCGAACAUGACCUUUAUGCGCGCCUUUCAGAAGAUCAUCAUGCUCUUCUACAAGACAGAUGUCAUUUCGGAACAGACUAUAUUGAAGUGGUACCGACAGGACUACAACGUCAAGGGGAAAAUGAUGUUCGUCGAUCAGAUGAAGCAGUUCGUAGAGUGGCUUCAGAACGCGGAGGAGGAGAGCGACUCUGAGGACGGGGAGAGUGACUAGAGCAGAAGAAGAAGAAGAAGAAAAUAUCAAUCACUACAGUAAAAACAAAAAAAAAAAUAUGUAAGAAAACAAAAAUGAAGAAAGACAAGAAAAAAACUUAGUGCCACCCCGAACAUACCUACCAUAUAAAACACACACUUUCACAUUCAUUGUAAACAAGUGCAGCAAAGCGACGACGGUAACAUUUUUUCCAAUGUAUAUAACCCAUUCUUAAUAUAUAAAUAAAUAUGUAUAAACAAUCUGGUGCCUUAAAUGUGUUGGGUGUGCGUCUCGCUCAAGGCAGGUGGCAAUUUCUUAUUGUGCAUUAUUGAUUGAAUGAUAAAAAAAAUUAAUUGACCCGUUAUUUAAGGUGCAUCGGAAAAAAUGGUAUUUGUAUCCAGCCAAUAAUAAGUCGAGAAAUCACGUGCAUAUAUAAUGAUGGUUUAUCGUCAAUUUUUUUAAUAUACAAGAGGAGAAAUUUUAAGUCUUUACGUUUCUUUUGUUCUAGUUAGUUGUGUUCUUUUGUACUAUUAUUAUACAAUAAAUAUUUUUACAGUUGUA
This is a messenger RNA of Anthonomus grandis grandis, 2113 nucleotides long. It is a transcript of the gene kra, whose product is annotated as protein krasavietz. NCBI's taxonomy places the organism in Eukaryota, Metazoa, Arthropoda, Insecta, Coleoptera, Curculionidae. The transcript has 10 exons. Gene Ontology annotation, cellular component: cytoplasm; membrane. The coding region runs from base 302 to 1573 and encodes 423 amino acids. Gene Ontology annotation, molecular function: protein binding. The record is from RefSeq and is a predicted model, not a curated record.